CCUGGGGUCAACUGUUUCACUGCGCCGCUUUUGCUGCUUUCAAAAAGCGGUUUGAGGUUGCCCAAAAGUGAGUUGUAAGAGUUGGCUAGCUGAAUGUUUUGAACGCCAAUCAUCUUCUGAACGUAACCAGACGUUGAGCUGCCCUUGUCCGGUCCGAGUUCAUACCCAUCCAGUGUGCCAGGAUGGACUCAGACAUUUUGAAUAUAGAGGAGAUAGUGAUGGGACGGGGAUUGCCGGACCCACCUCCACAAGUUCCCCCUGAAAAGCCCGUUGAACCGUACACACCCAUCACUAUUAAACCUCCUGCUCCCACUGUUCAAUCCUACCAACACGAGAAUCUUCAGUGUUUUCAGUGCUUUAUCACUUUCUGUAGCGCCAAAGCUAAAGAAAGGCACAUGAAGAAGAACCACCGUGAGGAGUAUAAGCAGCAGCUUCAGCAGGGGAAUACAUUGUUUACUUGCUAUGUGUGUGAUCGCAGUUUUCAUUCUUCUGAGGAACUGACGCAGCACCAGCCAACACACAGCAAGGAAGACAAGCCCUUCAAAUGUGUUGACUGCAAGGAAAGCUUCCGCGCUUUCUCUGAGCUCACAACCCAUAGAAGACAAGUGUGUCCAGAGAGGCAGUUUGUAUGCAAAGAUUGCAGUAAAACUUUCCGAAGCCCUACGUUGCUGCGCUCUCACCGCCUGGCAAUGCACCCACGCCCAGAAGUGGAAGUGGGAGAGCAACCGGAAGAUCCCAUAAAGACCCAUCGCUGUAGGAAGUGUGGCCUGGGCUUUGAAACAGAAGCAGACCUGGUGGUACACCAAGAGAAGUACUCAGCAGGUGAGCACUGCAAUGGCAACACUGCACCUGUCAAAAAACGUGGACGGCCUCCUAAGACCGAAGAAACAGCAGGUGCUGAGAAGAAGGGAAAACGGAAAAAGAAGGAGGAAGGUGAGGCAACAGAGGAGGCUGUGAAAGACAACAGCGCAGAGACGGGAGCAGCUCCCGUUGAGGCAAAGGGAAAAGCAAGUGGCGCAAAGCGUGGUCGUCCCCCUAAGGCAGCGACAGCAUCAGUAACAGCAGAGAGGAAGAGCUCUGAAGAUGACAGUCAAGCUCCAGCUAAGGAGAAAAAAGCUAAAGCAGCUCCUGUUGCACCUCGUCAACACCCUUGUCCCGAAUGUGACCUUACCUUCCCUGGCCUGGGUCAGCUCCGCACCCACAAGAAGGAAAAGCACACCCCUCGCAAAGCCCAUCCCUGUGAAGAAUGUGAAGAAAGCUUCAUCCGUCCUGAGCAACUAGAGGCUCACAAGGCUCGAGCCCACACUGCAGGCCGCUUUUCCUGCCCAACCUGUGGUAAAAGCUUUGGCCGUGAGCGCACCAUGAAAGCUCAUCAGAAGAGCCACCCAGAGGAGAAGCCUGAGAGCGAAAGUGUGAAGAGAUAAUUAUGGGCUUAUAGUUGUUUUUGGUCAACGCACGAGGGACAGGCAGAAGGUGUAUAAUUUUGAUCUUGGCAAGAUUGUUUUUUUUUUGUAAUUUAGAGAUCUAAUUCUUGAAAUCAGAAAGUGUUUAGGUGAGUUUUGAUUUUUUUUUUUUCCCAAGAAGGAAAUGCAUCAUUUUAAUAAGGUUUUGAGUAUGAGUUGAGGUCUUUCAUUAACUUCACAGCAUUACCAUAUUGGUUAUGGGUAGAGUUCGGACCGAUCUGAUCCAAUAUCGGUAUUGGGUGCCGAUACUGACGCAAUUGUCAUCGGAUAUCGGGCUGGCGUUACUGAUCCACGAGAUACCGAUCCAGAUUCCAUAGUCGGAUGUUUUUAGGAAUUACAAAUAAUGUAAUAAUGCAGUUUUAAGCCCAUAGCCAAAACGGUAUAUGUAAGUUCAGGUAGUAUGAAGUGUUUUGAGUGCGGGGAUGUGAGACAGAAGUGCUUUGCUUAACCCGCAUCGAGAGCAGGAAGCGGAAGAUGUGGAAGCUGCUGACCAGGCAACUGAGGCAGUAACAGGUGAAACCUGUUAGGGGGUAGUAACAGGUGAAACCCCACAAAAUGUACACCCGGAGUCUCCUAAACUCCGUAGUAAUUCGGAGAAAGAUGAAAUGGCUGUAGGUGACGUCGUAACUGUAUCAGAGGGACCCAGUGUGCGUGGAGUUGGUGGCACUGCUGCGUGAGUAAUCCCCCUAGCAGCUGCUGCAGCCGACCCCGGGCAGGAGGCGCCGAGUGAUGGAGGAGGCGGCGGCGGACCUGCCUGUCACCCGAGAGCCAGGAGGAGGAUGAUGUUACCAUUCUCCUUCUGGCUCUCUGACAAUCAAUCAAUCAAGUUGCAUUUUUAUAGCGCUUUUCUAGCUGCAACAGCCACUCAAAAGCGCUUACAGCAAGUAAGUAAAGUUUUACUUGCAUAGCACGUUUAAAAACACAGUUACAAAGUGCUUUGCACUCAAUCCAGAAAAAUACGAGUAAAUAAAUGAAAUAAAUUGAAUGGAUAUAAAACAUGGCAUAGGGAGUAGCAGACCAAGCUAAAAACGAACCAAAACACAGGGCAGGCGUGGGGAUCUAUAAAAAGGCUUGCCUGAAAAGAUGGGUUUUAGAAGCCGCGUAAAACGGUCCAAAGACUCAGCAGAUCUAUGGAACUUUUUUGCAGCUAGAGUGAGGGAUGGAUAAAAGACCGAGGGUCAAAGUGGUCGGGAAGUGGAAUGAGGAAUAAGAAGAUCAGAAAUGUAACGGGCCGGCGUCCAGGUAGCGUAGUGGUCUAUUCCGUUGCUUACCAACACAGGGAUCUCCGGUUCGAAUCCCCGUGUUACCUCCGGCUUGGUCGGGUGUCUCUACGGACAUAAUUGGCCGUGUCUGCAGGUGGGAAACCAGAUGCCGGUAUGUGUUCUGGUCGCUGCACUAGCGCCUCCUCUGGUCAGUCGGGCGUCUGUUCAGGGGGGAGGGGGAACUGGGGGGAAUAGCGUGAUCCUCCCACGUGCUACGUCCCCCUGGCGAAACUCCUCACUGUCAGGUGAAAAGCGGCUGGUGACUCCACAUGUAUUGGAGGAGGCGUGGUAGUCUGCAGCUCUCCCCGGAUCGGCAGAGGGGUGGAGCAGCGACCGGGACGGCUCAGAAGAGUGGGCUGAUUGGCCGGAUACAAUUGGGGAGAAACGGGACACCCCCCCCCCCAAAAAAAAUAGAAAAAGAAAUGUAACUGGGGCAAGAUCAUGCGUUGCCUUGAGUGUAAUCAAUAAGAUCUUACAGAUUAUUCUGCAUUUUACAGGAAGCCAAUGGAGGGAUGCAAGAAUAGCAGUGAUAUGGGAUGUACGGCUAGUUCUCGUGACAGGACAAGUGAAGAACCACAUUUACAAUCAUCCUUUACUUUGUCCAGGUUAUUGUCACAAUUUGAUUUAAUUGACGCUUGCAGAAUAAAAACUCAAAACACCAGACCGUACACAUGGGUAGAGGUUUCAGGGAACAGGGUCAGUGCUGCCAGGCUAGACCGGGUGUAUAUCACUCGACACCUUAACACCGGCUUAGUCAGGAGCAACAUACUUCCAGUUGCUUUUACAGAUCACCAGUUAGUCUGUUGUUUUGUGUCUUUCACCAACAAAAAAUAUUAAUCUUUGUAGCAUUUUAAUGUAAAAUGACUACAAGAUAGGUCUUAUAGUAAGAAAAUUUUUUUGAAUUAUUUUGGGUAAUUUGGAGAGGGGGGGGAAAAAGUUUGACUUAAAGUUAGCACAUUAAAGGAACUGCCUUCGCACUUUGCACUCCACCUGUUUGUAUAUGAAGCCUACUUAAACUACACUUCAAAUAAAUUACUUUGGGAUAAGUUUAAAUUUAAUGCAUUUUUGUAUAUAUUUUGCUCUGAAGUGCUGUGUGGUUUACUACAGCCUCAUGUAACCUUACACAUAAUACCAACAACAAUAAUAAUAAUGAUAAUAUUCAGGAAAAAAUAACUGAUAUCAGUAUCGGCAGAUAUCCAAAUCCAGGUAUCGGAAUCGGAUCGGAACUGAAAAAAAAAAACUGGAUUGAUGCAUCCCCAGUUAUGGGCUGUAAAAAGGUCAUAUUCAAAACAAACAUCACAAACUAACCAGAAGUCGUUAAACUCUGCUACCAUACCUUUUGUCAUAACGGAUUUUAUGUAUAAAGAAAACAAAAAUAAUUCUAACUUCUUAUAAAUGAUGUUUUUAAGUUUUUCUUUUUUAAUGGUUGAAGUAUAGAACGCGUGUGUGUGCGUGUGUGAGAGAGAGAUAUGAUUUCUACAUUUGACUUUCUUCAGUUAAAUUUAUUUUGUUGUAAAGUUAUUUUCUCAGUGUUCAUUUUUCCCCACCACACUUUGGGUAAAUUAGUAUUUUGAUGCAAAUUAGACUGCAGCAACGCUAAGCUGCAAUAUCUAAUGCAGUGUCAGAAGAAAUGGUGGGUUGUACAUUUUCUGGUUGAUAUAACAUGGGUUUUUUUUUUUACACUAAAUAUUUUGAUUCUGAAAUAACUUCUAAAUUAAGUAUAAAAAUGAAUUUAGAAUGGCAUGAUUUGAUUUUUAUUUUUUUUCUCUCAAAGAAACGUUUGUUUUGGCCCAUCUCCAACUACUCAAAUUUUGAAAGAGGUGGAGGUCAACGAGACUGGUGGUGGUGUUGGGGAGCUGAGGGUGGCUGGCGGUGCUCUAGUAGAGUUCGGUUGGCUGACUGUGUGUCGACUUUCUACCUGGCUCUUGUUCUGUUGGUUCAAUAUGCUCGACCCCAUGUGUGUCACCUACAUCACAUGAGUCUCGGCGUCAUUGAUGCCCCCACAUUGAGCAGGCUUUUUGGAGGGGGAUGGUGUCGAUGUACAGUUUCCCUUCAGAUUUUCUCCCUCAGAAUGACCAUUUGAGGUGUUUCUUUUUUUUUAAUUAUCAUGAGGGCAGUCGGUUCUAACAUCCCAGGACCAUAGUAACAUGAUUUUAGUUAAAAAGUUAUGUGGAGGAAAAAGGUUCAUUACCCCUUGAAAUUAGGUGUGGCAGAAACUGUCCACUACAAACUAGAAUCAUGUUAAACCAUGUAAUUUUUUUUUUUAUUGAUUGAAAAUUAACGUGAUGUCUUAAAUGCUUCUGGAAUGCAAAAUAUGGAUCUAUGUUGCCAUAGAGUCAUGUACAGGACUACUGUAAAUCAAGUGUUCUUAUUGACUGGAUUGUUUCUCUCCCCUCUUGCAACAUGUCUGGACACUGCAACAAUAAAAUAAAAAAUGCUCUCCUGAGGGAAGCUGCAG
Lampris incognitus (smalleye Pacific opah) is the source of this 5183-nucleotide messenger RNA. RefSeq names its product zinc finger protein 267-like. NCBI's taxonomy places the organism in Eukaryota, Metazoa, Chordata, Actinopteri, Lampriformes, Lampridae. The record is from RefSeq and is a predicted model, not a curated record. Gene Ontology annotation, molecular function: DNA binding. Bases 183 to 1424 code for a protein of 413 amino acids. The transcript has 5 exons.